Messenger RNA from Diachasma alloeum, 996 nucleotides. Its product is annotated as waprin-Phi1-like. Bases 243 to 731 code for a protein of 162 amino acids. The record is from RefSeq and is a predicted model, not a curated record. Gene Ontology annotation, molecular function: peptidase inhibitor activity. NCBI's taxonomy places the organism in Eukaryota, Metazoa, Arthropoda, Insecta, Hymenoptera, Braconidae. Gene Ontology annotation, cellular component: extracellular region. The transcript is spliced from 2 exons.
CGUAAAUACCAGAGACGUAGCGCUAAUCUAUUAUAAACACGUGUCAACCUUCGCAGAGUGCCGAUAAAAUUUGGCUAAUUAAUGUCAAUUACUCAGGACUUGCGGUUCGCUCUUUCCGCUUCCAAACGGAUAUUAUUAUCAAUUCAAAGCUGUGGUGGGGGACACGAGGAUAUAAGACGAGUGACGACGAUUAAUCUCACACGUAACACGCGCCGUUUCCGAAGAAUUGAAAAUACGAAGUCAUGACGCGAGCUGUCGAGAUAAUCGGUCUUCUCGUGAUUGUGGGGAUCGUGGGGGCCCAGAAUCCGAAAUUCUACGCGCAGAAACCGGGUUCUUGUCCACCGGAACAGCCCGUUAAUAUUUGCGGUAGGUCUUGCUAUUCUGAUGCUCACUGCGAGAAAGAGGGGAAAUGUUGUCCCACCACUUGUGGCGGAAGUAUCUGCACUGCUCCCGUUACUCAAGGACCCCCUCCAAUCGUGAAAUCAGGAUCAUGUCCUGCAAAUCCGACGGGUCGUUGGAUCUGCACGCCGACCUGCACGACCGACAGCGACUGCCGAGGUGCGAAAAAGUGCUGCAGGAACAGAUGCGGAGUCCUCGCAUGCCAAAAGCCGGACGUCGAGAUUGUGGAAGCCGUUGACGUGCCCAAUCAACCUGAGCCGAAUAAUAGCCCCGCUGACGACAACUCCGUCAAUGUGAACCCCAACAACCCAUUCUUGUUCAGCAAUAACUAAUUUUAUCUGACGUGUGAUUCAGGGCUCAACAGCAUUUCUAAAAAUACUCAUGCGAUUGCCAUUCACUCAUAUUUUGUACUUUAAUUUUUGUGUUAGUGUUUUUUUAUGUGUGGAAUAAAUGAAAGUUUCGCCGCCAUUCGGUUCCUUACUAAUGCCGUUCUCCAUUUUGAAAUCGUUAAUAAUUAGAUUUCGGAAUUGAAUUGAGAAUUAUAGUUUGGAACAUUUUUUUAAGAUUGUUUUUGAAUAAAUUAAUCAUGAAAAAAUA